AUGAAUUCUACACCUGAUUUAAUAACUCCGCAGAAGUCUACUUCUUCAAAUUCAAAUAUUGAAGUAGACUCAAAUAACUCAAAGGUUCUAAAUGAUCCUGCCGGUAUGGAGAAGAAUGGCUCCGACGACUAUGAACAAGUGACCGAACUUGUAAAUCCAAAUAACGGUAAAGGUGCUUAUGUUACAGUAUCUAUUUGUUGUGUUAUGGUGGCAUUCGGUGGUUUCGUUUUUGGUUGGGAUACUGGUACCAUUUCUGGUUUUGUCGCUCAAACUGAUUUCUUGAGAAGAUUCGGUCAAAAGCAUCACAAUGGUACUCCUUACUUGUCCAAGGUCAGAAUGGGUUUAAUUGUUUCUAUCUUUAACAUCGGUUGUGCUAUUGGUGGUAUUGUUUUGGCAAGAUUAGGUGAUACACAUGGUCGUAAGAUGGGUUUGAUUAUUGUUGUCUGCAUUUACAUUGUCGGUAUCAUUAUUCAAAUCGCUUCUGUUAAGGCUUGGUACCAAUACUUUAUCGGUAGAAUUAUUUCCGGUCUAGGUGUUGGUGGUAUUGCAGUCCUAUCCCCAAUGUUGAUUUCUGAGGUUGCACCCAAGGAAAUGAGAGGUACUUUAGUCUCCUGUUACCAAUUGAUGAUUACCCUUGGUAUUUUCUUGGGUUACUGUACUAACUACGGUACUAAGAACUAUUCUAACUCUGUCCAAUGGAGAGUUCCAUUAGGUUUAUGUUUUGCAUGGGCUCUAUUUAUGAUUGGUGGUAUGACCUUUGUUCCAGAAUCCCCACGUUACUUGGUCGAAGCAGGGAAGAUUGAUGAAGCUAGAGCUUCCUUAUCAAAGGUUAAUAAAACCCCAGGUGAUCAUCCAUUUAUCCAACAGGAAUUAGAACUUAUUGAAGCUAGUGUUGAAGAAGCUAGAGCGGCUGGUUCUGCUUCCUGGGGUGAAUUGUUUACUGGUAAGCCCGCCAUGUUACAACGUACAAUGUUGGGUAUUAUGAUUCAAUCAUUGCAACAAUUGACUGGUGAUAAUUAUUUCUUUUACUACGGUACCACGGUUUUCACUGCUGUUGGUAUGCAAGAUUCAUUUGAAACAUCCAUUGUUUUUGGUAUUGUUAACUUAGCCUCUACUUGUUGUUCUUUAUACACCGUUGAUAAAUUUGGUCGUCGUAACUGUUUAUUAUGGGGGGCCGUCGGAAUGGUUUGUUGUUAUGUUGUUUACGCAUCUGUUGGUGUUACAAGAUUAUGGCCAAAUGGUGAAGGAAAUGGAUCCUCUAAGGGGGCUGGUAACUGUAUGAUUUGUUUUGCCUGUUUCUAUAUUUUCUGUUUCGCUACCACUUGGGCACCUAUUGCAUAUGUUGUCAUUUCUGAAACUUUCCCAUUGAGAGUCAAGUCUAAGGCCAUGUCAGUGGCUACUGCUGCCAAUUGGUUAUGGGGUUUCUUGAUUGGUUUCUUCACUCCUUUUAUUACUGGUGCUAUCAACUUCUAUUACGGUUAUGUGUUUAUGGGUUGUAUGGUCUUUGCCUACUUUUACGUUUUCUUCUUUGUUCCAGAGACUAAAGGUUUGACUUUGGAAGAAGUUAAUGAUAUGUAUAGUGAAGGUGUUGUUCCAUGGAAGUCAGCUUCAUGGGUUCCACCUUCUAGAAGAGGUGCUGAUUAUAAUAUUGAUGAAUUGGCUCAUGAUGAUACCCCAAUCUACAAGAGAAUGUUUGGCAGAAAGUAA
This is a messenger RNA of Naumovozyma castellii, 1707 nucleotides long. Its product is annotated as hexose transporter HXT3. The transcript has a single exon. NCBI's taxonomy places the organism in Eukaryota, Fungi, Ascomycota, Saccharomycetes, Saccharomycetales, Saccharomycetaceae. The record is from RefSeq and is a predicted model, not a curated record. Bases 1 to 1707 code for a protein of 568 amino acids.